Molecule: messenger RNA, 785 nt
Organism: Cylicostephanus goldi
Lineage: Eukaryota; Metazoa; Nematoda; Chromadorea; Rhabditida; Strongylidae
Source: the annotation of a GenBank genome assembly
AUGCAUGUCACAGGAGUGGUUCGAGAGGUGGCUCGUCGGAUCUACGAAACAGAAGUCAUAAUGAAAGUACAGGAAAGAAAGCAGGAGCACUUGGACGCUUUCGUGACAGAGCACGUCGUGUUUGUUAUCAGCCAAGUUGAAACUGGAAAUGGUCAGCCAGCAAAGGCGAUUUCAAGUAAGCCGGAGCAGUUCGAUGCAAAUGUGGUCAGUAAGAAGAUUUACGAUUCAUCACAGCGUGGUGUAUUCGACAUUAGUUCAGACGACUUCUCCAUCGCUUUUCCCUACCAUAUCUGUUUCGAUAAAGACCUGUUUGUUGAACACUUCGGACACUACAUUCGGAAUGCAUAUCCAAUGGCGAUACGUCAAGAGACAAGAGUUUCGGAUAUUUUGGAGCUGGUACAUCCUGAGGUGCCUCUGUCCUACGAGUCGAUUCUAGCAUUCAAAAAUAGUUUAUUUGUUUUCAAAAUGAGAGGUAUUGGGGAUAUAGUUCACCAGAAAGAUGAGGAAAUGAAACCAAUUUUACUCAAAGGUUCAAUGAUCCUCAUUGGUGGCGGCAAUUAUAUUCUUUACAUCUCCUCUGUAUAUGUUACUACGGUACGCGAAUUAAUUGAAAGGAAUCUGCAUAUCAGUGACAUGCAACGACACGAUGGCACCAGAGAUUUGAUUAUGCUUAAUCAGAGUCGAAUGAGUCAAGUUGAGCUCAAGGUCUUGGGAUGGAGUUUCCCUUUUGACAAAACUCAUGCAUUUGAAAAUUGCAAGAUUAUGUUGAUUAGGUUCUGCUAAAG